Solea solea (common sole) is the source of this 2132-nucleotide messenger RNA. It is a transcript of the gene inpp5ka, whose product is annotated as inositol polyphosphate-5-phosphatase Ka. Gene Ontology annotation, cellular component: cytoplasm; endoplasmic reticulum; plasma membrane. The coding region runs from base 169 to 1656 and encodes 495 amino acids. The transcript has 14 exons. Gene Ontology annotation, molecular function: phosphatidylinositol-3,4,5-trisphosphate 5-phosphatase activity; phosphatidylinositol-4,5-bisphosphate 5-phosphatase activity; inositol bisphosphate phosphatase activity. The record is from RefSeq and is a predicted model, not a curated record. Gene Ontology annotation, biological process: phosphatidylinositol dephosphorylation; negative regulation of insulin receptor signaling pathway; negative regulation of glycogen biosynthetic process. NCBI's taxonomy places the organism in Eukaryota, Metazoa, Chordata, Actinopteri, Pleuronectiformes, Soleidae.
UGUAGUAUUUUAACGUCUCGCGAGAAAUGCUUUUAUUUCGAAGCCGAGUCUUCUGUCUUCCGGGUAGGGGGCGGGGUUAACAGCUAGUGUACACACAGCCACUGUGGUGUUUUUCUACUGUACGUCUCUUCACAAGUAUCUGCGCAUUGCUCACCAGGUGUAGAGCCCAUGAUGGAGGAGAAUGAGGAGCAGCCACACGUCCAGCAUUCAGACGCCUGUGUGGAGGACAGAGAAUCCGACAGAUGCACUUUCAGGCUACACAUGGUCACAUGGAAUGUGGCCACAGCUAAUCCUCCAGAUGAUGUAACCUCGCUUCUUCAUCUGAACUCUCAGACAGUAAGCCCAGACCUCUACGUAAUUGGUCUACAGGAGGUGUCCUCGGGGCUACUAAGUUCUGUGUCACAACUUGUUAACGAUGACUCGUGGAGUCUCCUGUUCAUGUCGACCUUAGGACCACAGAAUUACAUCAAGGUAUCAUCUAUCAGAAUGCAGGGUCUGCUGUUGCUCUUCUUCUCCAAACUGAAGCAUGUGCCCUUCAUCAGAGACAUCGUGACGACAUACACUCGUACAGGCCUUUUAGGAUACUGGGGGAACAAAGGGGGUGUGUCCAUCCGUUUGUCCUUCUAUGGCCACAUGCUCUGUUUCCUCAACUGCCACCUGGCUGCUCAUAUGGAAUAUGCCACUGAGAGAGUGGAUGAAUUUGAGUACAUCAUGGACGUGCAGAAGUUUGAAUGUGAAAAGGCUCCAAGUAUUGCUGAUCACAGACUGGUUUUUUGGUUCGGUGAUCUCAACUUCAGAAUCCAGGACCAUGGCAUGCACUUUGUCCGCUCCUGUAUCAGCAAUCAAAACUACAAUCUCCUGUGGAGCAAGGACCAGUUGAUCAUGAUGAAGGAGAAAGAACAGAUGCUUCAGGAGUUUGACGAAGGACCUCUGGACUUUCAACCCACGUACAAGUUUGACUUAAACUCUGACACUUAUGACAGCAGGCGAUUCAGGACAUGGUUUGGCUUUAAUGGAAAAAAGCGCAAACCAGCCUGGACAGACAGGAUCCUGUGGCGACUCAGACCCAAACCACCAAACCCUGACAAGCUAGACGGAAACAUGGAGGAUGUGACGGAGGUCAGGGAGCCAGAGGAGGAGGAAAAGUACCCGAUGACGAUCGUGCAGGACCUGUAUACAAGCAACAUGGAGUAUAGAAACAGUGAUCACAAGCCUGUCAUUGGUACUUUCACACUUGAGCUGAGGAAGAUGUACAGCACUCCGCUGGUGCAUCUGCAGGCAGAGGGUGAUUGGAGUGCAGACAUUGAUGCCAUGGUCAGCUACACCCCUCUGCAGCAGUUCCCCUCCAGUACAUGGGACUGGAUUGGACUCUAUAAGGUUGGUUUCACCAGCAUGAGUGACUACAUCACCUUCACAUGGGUCAAAGACACCGAGGUGGGCUUCAAUGAAGAAGUCAUUCAGGUGUAUGUUAGUAAAGAGGAAAUCCCAGUGCGGGGAGGACAGUGUGUUCUGUGCUACUACAGCAGUAUUCUGCAGUGCAUCAUUGGAGUCAGUGACCCAUUCAAGGUCCAUGAGUCCAAGGUAGCCAUUGAGGAAGGCUUAAUAUCUGAGAGGAUAAAUGGACUGGACAAAGCCAUAGCACGUGACUGGUCUUAAGAGGUCAUAGCUGUGAUAUGAGGUAGAGAUGUAAUGGUUUCGUCCCGGAUUUUCUGAAAGAACUCAUAACUGUGCUUGCUUAUCUGGCUGUGAAAGAGCAGGUCAGCAAACGCACCACUAACCAUUCUAUUGCUACUGGUGUAGAUUUAGGUUGCUCAGUUCUCCGUUUACAACUGGUCUAUAUGGUCACAUUCUCUGUACAAGGUGUACAUGGUGUACAUGGUGUAAUUCUGACUAAAAUGAAACAUUAUCCUUGAAUUUGCAGGUGAAGAUGGAACCUCAAAUUUAAUUUGUCUGAGCAAAAAAAGUGUAGUGUAAAGCAGCUUUGAGUGGUUGUCAAGACUAGAAAUUGUAUAUAAAUACAAACCAUUUACAGCUUUGUGAGAGAGACAUUGGAGGACUUAGGGCUGUUCACAUGCAGCAUCUUUUGCGCACACAAAUACUUUUUUUAAUGAAGACGGCCCUUAAGACACAUG